CAUUUCAGUCUUUGUUGCUGAAACCUCUCUUUUGUCUCAUCAUCGUCUCUGAACUUUACUUCGGAUCUGAUGAUCUUGAGAGAGGAGCUCGGUAAUUCUCUCUGCAAAUGGAAAAUGCCUAAGAUUUUCUCCUAAGAAACCGCGUCAGCAUCUCAAUCUCUUACUUUCCCACAUUUGGAGAAACAGAUGCAUAGAGAGAGGCAUAUGUUAAUGUGCUGAAGGAAUGCCCCUAAUGUGACAUGAGGGAACUUUUCCAAUUCAUGUCGUAUAAGCAAGAGAUGAAAGGUGGAAAAAUCAUUAGGCUGAGGGGGGGAUAUCUUUCCAUUGCCCUGAUUGUUCUUAUGUUUACAACCAUAUUGUUAUGGGCUUGGGAUAAAAGCUAUUUUGCUAGUUUUCUUCCAUUGACAAGAGAGCAGUAUAUGAUACCAGUUUCAGAAUAUGCAGUGGACGUGUCAAAUAGUUCCUCAACAUCAAUUAAGCCAAAGUAUGAAGUGGCUAAGUCAGUGGAUAAAAUGAAGGAAAGAAGUAAUAAUACCGAUGAAAAAGAAAAACCAAGAAAAAGCUCAGACUACUCUGAUGCUCAUUCUGCCUCCAAGCUCCCUCCCGAAUUAAAAGAAAAUGAAGAUGGUGUUAUCUUGUCUCCUUCCUCUAAAGUUUGCAACUACGCCAAAGGUAAAUGGGUUGAAGACAACAGGCGUCCAUGGUAUUCUGGACUAGGAUGUAAACAAUGGCUAUCAAUUAUGUGGGCCUGUAGACUUACAAAGAGAAAGGAUUUUUCUUAUGAAGGAUAUAGGUGGCAACCGGAAAACUGCUACAUGCCAGAGUUUGAGCGUUCUUCAUUCUUGAGAAGAAUGCAGAACAAAACACUUGCGUUUAUAGGAGAUUCCUUGGGUAGGCAGCAGUUUCAAUCUUUAAUGUGUAUGCUCACUGGUGGUGAAGAAAGCCCCGAAGUCGAAGACGUGGGAGGAGAAUACGGUCUCGCCAAAGCUCCCGGGGCUCUUCGACCGGAUGGGUGGGUUUAUCGGUUUCCAAACACAAACACCACGAUUCUAUAUUACUGGUCAGCAAGCCUGUCUGAUCUAGAGCCUCUUAAUAGAACAGAUCCAUCAACAAAUAUCGCGAUGCAUUUGGACCGACCCCCAGCUUUCAUGAGAAAGUUCCUCCACCAAUUUGAUGUAUUGGUUUUAAAUACAGGACACCAUUGGAACAGGGGAAAACUUAAAGCAAAUAGGUGGGUGAUGUAUGCUGAUGGAAAACCGGUAGAAGAAAAGAAGCCUUUGGAUAUGGGGAAUGCCAAGAACUUGACUGUCAACAGCAUUGUCAGAUGGCUUGAUUCGCAACUUUCCCUGCAUCGUCGUAAUCUUAAAGUUUUCUUUAGGACAAUUUCGCCGAGGCAUUUCUUCAAUGGGGAUUGGAACACUGGGGGAUCCUGUGAUAAUAUGAUUCCAAUGUCAGGGGGGAGUGAGGUUGUCCAAGAUGGAUCUAGCGACACUGUUAUUGAAAGUGCUUUAAAGGGUACCAAGGUAAAGAUCCUGGAUAUAACUGCCAUCUCUCAGUUGCGAGACGAAGGCCACGUGUCGCGCUAUACUCGUAGAGCAAUCCUAAACACAAGUGAUUGCUUGCAUUGGUGCUUGCCUGGCAUACCAGAUACGUGGAAUGAACUUCUAAUUGCACAGAUAUAGUUUUCCAUAACAGUGCUUCAAGACAUUCACAAGUAGAUUCCGUCUUUCAUUUUUUUUGUAGUCUAAGAAGGCUAGAGUAUACAAGAUUCUUAGUAAUGGUUGUAGCUGGGAAUAUAUCAAUUUACUCCAAGGAUGUUACACGUAUCCACGUAUUCUACAAGGCGAAGAAGCCGACCUAUUUCGACUUGCAGUAUAAGAAUAGUAUCAAUAAUACCAUUUUGUUUCUUCACAAAUGUUUACUGUUGCUGGCAACAAAUUUCUCUCAUACGAUUUGCUUGGUGAAAAGUUGUUCUUGGUUUAAUAUGGUUAAUUGCAUCAGUGGCUGCCCCGAUCCAUGCGAGUUGUAGCUUUUAACCACGAAGCAAUCUGGUCGAGUUGAAAAGCAAAUCACUUCAAGUAAGGCUUUCUACUUGUUCCCUCUGAAAAGUUGUUACUUUUAGAACAUUCUUUUGAUAGAUCGGUUAAUAUUCAUCGUUGAGAAUCCUAAACUCUUAUCAGAAAGGUCAGAGAAAAUUUGUUGCUUAGUCGAUAUGUAUCAUUCCACACGAACAACCUUGUUACAUCAACAGAAAUUUGACUGAAUAAUAUUAUGAUAAAACUCAAUCGUUGAAAAGUA
Messenger RNA from Benincasa hispida (wax gourd), 2298 nucleotides. Its product is annotated as protein trichome birefringence-like 14. Gene Ontology annotation, cellular component: Golgi apparatus. The record is from RefSeq and is a predicted model, not a curated record. Gene Ontology annotation, molecular function: O-acetyltransferase activity. NCBI's taxonomy places the organism in Eukaryota, Viridiplantae, Streptophyta, Magnoliopsida, Cucurbitales, Cucurbitaceae.